This is a messenger RNA of Fraxinus pennsylvanica, 1200 nucleotides long. The record is from the annotation of a GenBank genome assembly. Lineage: Eukaryota; Viridiplantae; Streptophyta; Magnoliopsida; Lamiales; Oleaceae.
AUGGCUUCUAUCAGAACACCUAUUUCAGAAACCUCAUUUUUUGCUCGAAAUUGGAUUGAUCACUUGCAAAAUUCGCAUAUUCCCUCUCAAAAUCUCCCAUUUUCAAGUCAUGGGUUUCAUUCUUUGCAAUUUGGGAAUGUUAAGCUUUCGUUUUCACGAUCAAAUUCUAUGAAUAAUUCAAGUCAAACUCAGUCUCCUGCUGAAAUUGAAUCGACUCAAAUAUCUGAUGUACCACUUCUUUCAAGCUUAGAGGUGAUCGAAAGGUUAAGAACAAGUCGGGAAACUUACAAAAGCAAGCAGCAGUAUUUGGCAAUGUUCUCUAGCGUUUUUGGUGGAAUAACAACUGAUCCAGCAGUCAUGGUGAUCCCCUUGGAUGAUCACAUUGUCCACAGAGGACAUGGAGUUUUUGACACUGCUGCUAUUAUGGAUGGAUAUCUAUACGAGUUGGACCAACACCUUGACCGUUUUCUAAGGUCAGCAACCAUGGCCAAGAUAAAGCUUCCUUUCGAUAGGGAAAGCACUAGGAGAAUACUCAUACAAACUGUGAGUGCUUCAAAGUGCAGAAAAGGAUCCCUAAGAUAUUGGCUUUCAGCUGGACCCGGUGAUUUCCAGCUAUCUCCGUCCGGAUGUCACCAAUCAGCCCUUUACGCCAUAGUAAUUCAAGAUCAAUCAUCAUCCGAUCACACGGGUAUCAAAGUAGUAACUUCAUCUGUGCCUAUAAAACCCUCCCAAUUUGCUGUCAUGAAGAGUGUGAAUUAUCUUCCAAAUGUGCUUUCAAAGAUGGAAGCCGAAGAAAAUGAUGCUUAUGCAGCAAUUUGGUUGGAUGAUGACGGGUUUAUUGCUGAAGGGCCAAAUAUGAACGUGGCUUUUGUCACAAAGGAAAAGGAACUUGUAAUGCCUAGUUUUGACAAAAUUCUUAGCGGUUGCACUGCUAAGAGAGUAUUGGUGCUUGCAGAAGGUUUGGUGAGGGACGGGAAACUUCAAGGAAUAAAAGUCAGAGAUGUAACUGUGGAGGACGGAAAACAAGCAGACGAGAUGAUGCUAAUUGGCAGUGGAGUUCUUGUCCGCCCGGUAGUGCAAUGGGACGACAAGGUCAUUGGUAGCGGCAAAGAAGGUCCAGUGACUCGGGACCUCCUAAAUCUCAUUUUGGAGGACAUGAAAUCGGGUCCAACCACGGUCAGAGUUCCAGUUCAUUAUUAA